AUGUUAUGGUUGCAGCUGAUUAAUGUGGGGCCGUGUUUGACACAGUACUCCGGAAGGCAUUCCCGAUCGCAACUGUCCAUCGGCGAUGUCACCGACCGGCACUCCUAUUCCGACUCUUCCUGUGCCCAGCACUCCUCUGCCGACUCUCCCUCUAACGACCACUCCUCUGCCAACUUCUUCUCCGCCAACUACUUCUCUGCCGACUACUCCUCUACCGACCACUCCUUUACCGACCACUCCUCUCCCCACUACCCCUUUACCGACCACUCCUCUGCCAACUCUCCCUCUUCCAACCGUUCCCCUGCCGACUCUCCCUCUGCCGACCACUCUCGUGCCGACUCCCUUGCCAGGUAA
Molecule: messenger RNA, 354 nt
Organism: Klebsormidium nitens
Lineage: Eukaryota; Viridiplantae; Streptophyta; Klebsormidiophyceae; Klebsormidiales; Klebsormidiaceae
Source: the annotation of a GenBank genome assembly